AUGAGUGCAGAGGUUUGCGGCAUGAUGCAUCUUCUUUGGUAUAAAUACUAUUAUCCUGCUGUUUCAGGUGCAGAUCUUUCUCAGGGUUUUGAAGAGCGUAUUGAGCGUGAUGAGACAAUUGAUGAACAUCUUGAUGGAUUUUUACUUUCACUUUGUGCAUAUGAACGUACACAUGGCCGUACUCGUACUUCAGUUGAUAUUCUUACAUGGAGAGGCAUAUUUAUUGAGGACUGUCAUACAUCACCCCUUCCACCAACUACGCGUGAAGCGCUAAUGUGUUUUUGGGGUCAUAAAUUUGAAGCUCUUUCAACACUCCCCGACACAUGGGAUAAGUGUUCACGUGAACAAAUUGAGAGGCGGUAUGAUACUACUGUUAAUAAUAAUGUACAAUAUUGUGCUGUUGUCCGUACCAAGCUUGAUGGGAUUACACUUCUGAUAGCUGGAGAGGUUGACUGUAUAUGGGAUGUUAAACCAUCACCUCCAGAAAAUCCAACGUCACUUUAUGUCGAGCUUAAGACUGCGUUUGCUGACCGAGCUGUUUUUGAACGUAACAAACUUUUUAAAACAUGGGCUCAGUCAUAUUUGUUAGGAGUGCCGAGAGUGAUUGUUGGGUUUCGGACAGAAAAUGGAUUCUUGAGUGAAAUCGAAACAUAUGAAACACAUGCUCUACUUUCACGUGUACGUCGUUCUCGUGACGGUUUACGUGCUCUUGCUUGGACAGCUGCUCUUCUUCGCUUCCUUCGUAAAAAUUGUACAGAUAAGAUAUUGACUGAUGUAGCAACAGCAGAAAAUCAAUCAGACACAUUAUUAAAUGCAAAAGAAACAGAGACAAAAAUACCAAAAGAAGCCGUUGUUAAUAAUAUAUUCAGAACAGCUAUCUCUACUGAUAAUACAAACGCAGUGUCCACUGAUAUUACAAGCACAUCAUCUGCUGCUAAUACUACUGCUUUAUCCUUAGCAACGGUCUGGAGAUUGUCGUAUACAUCUGGUGACACAGUAGUACGCCUUGAACGUGUAAAGACACAAUGUUUCCUCCACCCAUCUUUUAUCUCUUAUCGUAUACAACGAAGCAACAAAACAGCUGGAAAAGAUGUAAGAGUGGCUGAAGAUGUAGAAGAUGCUUCAUCUUUAGCUAUGUUAUCAUAA
This is a messenger RNA of Pneumocystis jirovecii RU7, 1146 nucleotides long. RefSeq names its product decapping nuclease. The record is from RefSeq and is a predicted model, not a curated record. The transcript has 6 exons. NCBI's taxonomy places the organism in Eukaryota, Fungi, Ascomycota, Pneumocystomycetes, Pneumocystales, Pneumocystaceae. Gene Ontology annotation, biological process: nuclear-transcribed mRNA catabolic process; NAD-cap decapping. Gene Ontology annotation, molecular function: mRNA 5'-diphosphatase activity. Gene Ontology annotation, cellular component: cytosol; nucleus. The coding region runs from base 1 to 1146 and encodes 381 amino acids.